AUGUCUGUUAGCUCAUUAUCUGGAACCAUGCUUAGGCGAACAAUCUUCAACACCAGGUUGGCAACGAGACCGUUGAGCGCUGCUGAGUCCAAAUCUAUUCGAGCAACCAUCCUUGGAUCGUACAGGAAUAUCCAUCAGUCGGCUCGCCUGCCCGCUAUCACCGCCUCGGAGGCUCACCAUCGGCCUACAUUGCGGCCUCACCAACAGUCUGUGGCCACUCGGGUGAAUGGGUCGUUGCCGACCGGCAAGCGAACAAUCUUCAUUCAAACAGAGAACACCCCGAAUCCCGACGCUCUGAAGUUUAUUCCCAACCACCGUGUUCUUCCGGAAGAUUUUCCAACCUCCUUCCUCGAGUACCUUUCCCCGCGAUCCACUCUCGCUCCUCCCCAUCCAUCGCCGCUGGCUGCAAAUUUAUUUAAUGUCGAUGGCGUCACUUCGGUGUUCUACGGCCCUGAUUUCAUCACCGUGACCAAGGCAAGCGAUGCCAAUUGGGCUCAUAUCAAGCCGGAGAUUUUCAGCCUUAUUACACAAACCGUGACCACCGGUGAGGCAAUUGUCAACACCGUUGCCAAGUCUAGCGAGAAUGCGCAGGAGGGUGGUGAGGAAGAGUCGCUGAGCUACAAUGAGGAGGACGACGAGGUCGUCGGUAUGAUCAAGGAGCUCUUAGAGACCAGAAUCCGACCCGCCAUCCAGGAGGACGGAGGCGACAUUGAAUUCCGGAGCUUCGAGAAUGGCAUUGUCAUGCUGAAGUUGCGUGGAGCGUGUCGGACUUGUGACUCCAGCACAGUUACGCUGAAGAAUGGUAUCGAGUCGAUGCUCAUGCACUACAUCGAAGAGGUGCAGGGAGUCGAGCAGGUUAUGGAUCCGGAGGAGGAGAUCUCAAUGCAUGAAUUUGCCAAGUUUGAGGAGAAACUACGUCAGCAGAAAGGCGCCGGAGCUACUGCUUCAACAGGAGGCAAGGGAACCUUGGACACGGCCGAUUAA
Messenger RNA from Aspergillus tanneri, 984 nucleotides. Its product is annotated as NifU family protein. The record is from RefSeq and is a predicted model, not a curated record. Bases 1 to 984 code for a protein of 327 amino acids. NCBI's taxonomy places the organism in Eukaryota, Fungi, Ascomycota, Eurotiomycetes, Eurotiales, Aspergillaceae. Gene Ontology annotation, molecular function: iron-sulfur cluster binding; iron ion binding. The transcript has 3 exons. Gene Ontology annotation, cellular component: mitochondrion. Gene Ontology annotation, biological process: iron-sulfur cluster assembly.